Molecule: messenger RNA, 2471 nt
Organism: Cucurbita pepo subsp. pepo (vegetable marrow)
Lineage: Eukaryota; Viridiplantae; Streptophyta; Magnoliopsida; Cucurbitales; Cucurbitaceae
Product: SEC-C motif-containing protein / OTU-like cysteine protease family protein
Biological process (GO): protein deubiquitination
Molecular function (GO): cysteine-type deubiquitinase activity
Source: RefSeq, a predicted model, not a curated record
CUAUCUCUCGUUUCUCAAAUCUACGCCUUCUUUCAUUGUGCACAACGACAACCCUUAUUUUCUUGUUUAAGCUCUUACCUCUGUUCCAUUCCUAAUGCAACGCCCAAUUGUGUGCUUAUGCUGGCUCAUCCCAAGUUAUCAUUGGGGUUGAAUUUACCCCAAUUUUUCUGAACUAGCUUCAUGACUAUUAUGCUAGAUAUCAGUUUUAUCAUUGUUAAAGCUCAGUGAUUGCUUAAAAAUAUAUCAUAACUUAUAUUUGGGUUUAGUGAUGCUGUACUGCAGAAUCAGAGCCCGGACUUUAGAAUUCAAAUAUCCUGCAAUGUCAACCUAAUCUUAUUUGAUAUUAAUUCUGAGUUUUGUUUGUUUGCGGAGUGUUAAAGAAUAUAUGAAAAGAUUAAAUAUACUCUAAUUUGUAGGCCAGAUUUCAUUGGGUCGGGUAAUCUAACAAUUAUUGGUUUGUUUAGAAGUAGUUGUUUAGUAGUAGCUUUUAGGUUUUGUCAAAUGAGCAUAAUUCAAUGGUUAAGUCACUAGCAAUCUUCUCUAAAAGUCAAAGGUCGAAUCUCUAUCCUUACAGUUGCAAUGCUAUAUAUAUACACACAAACACACACACAAAGUUUGUUGCUUAGCAAGAAGUUUUGGGUUAUUUAAAGGGAAGAAUAUGUCUUUGCAAGAUACUUCCGAGGUAAAAGGUAACAUUAGUUGGUGGCUGGAGACUAGCCAACUUCCAUUUCUCCGGACAUGUCCAGUAAGCUUCAUUGCAACGAAGUGGUUGAUUAAUAUGUUCACACUAUACAUUACAGUCUCUGCUAAUGCAUGCCUCGAGCUUGAUGUUAAGCUAGAUGAUCAGAAUUUCCUCUAAUACUAGUUCCCUGAAAACGGUUUUGAUUGGCAGAACAAAAAGCCUGGAAAGUCACCUGAUAUUUCGCAGUUUCGUGCUCAGCUUGACUUGUUGAACCUCAAAAUUGUACAAGUGACCGCAGAUGGUAAUUGUUUUUUCAGAUCAGUUAGAAGGGGAUCAAGAGGAACACGAAAAGUACCGGAAGAUGGUCGUACAAUAUAUUUUAAAAAACCGUGGAACAUUUGAGCCAUUUAUUGAGGAUGAUGUCCCAUUUGAUGAAUAUUGUGAGUCCAUGGAAAAGGAUGGUACCUGGGCUGGACAUCUGGAAUUGCAGGCUGCUUCUCUUGUUACUCAUAGUAAUAUAUGCAUUCACCGGAUGUCAUCACCUCGUUGGUACAUACGAAAUUUCGAGGAUCAAGAAGCUCGUAUGGUCCACUUAUCUUAUCACGACGAGGAACAUUACAAUAGUGUGCGGUUGAAGGAAGACACAUGUGCUGGCCCAGCCAGGCUAAUUACAAUCAAAGGUGAUACUGUUCCCUCAGCAAGCUCACUUCAAGCAAAAGUUUUCUCUACGAGUUCUCAAAAGAGAGGUCAAAGUGCUAUUAGUCUUGGAAAUAUCAAGUUAGUUAUGGCAGGUAGUGGUUGUCAAAAUUCUAAAGAAGUUGAAAAGGUUUUGGUCCAAGUCGAUGGGGAUGUUGAUGCUGCAAUAGAGUUUCUUGUGGCAGAACAAGCAGCAGAAGAACACAAAGAGCCAACUGAAUCAACUUUGUGUCAUAUAGAUUCUUCUUUUGGUAGCGAUGAAACAAAAGAUUGUAAGCAAUUGGAAGAGCGAACAGAAGAGAAGCACAACAAAGUUGAUUCAUCUAAUCAUAACACUAAACAUUCUAUUAGCAGCAGUUCUCAAUCAGACGACAAGAGGAUCCCAAGGAAUAAAGUCUGCCCAUGUGGUUCAAAAAAGAAAUAUAAAGCUUGUUGUGGAUCAGUUGCUGCCAGUUCGUCUGGCAAGUUUAUAGUGAACAAAACUAUCGACUCUAAGAAGACUAGAAAGGAAAGGAAAACGGGCAAAAAAGGUGGACCUGCUAAAGUUGAAGUGUCCUCUGGAUCUGAUGGAUUGCCACAUGACUUGGGAGCUCUUUGUAUUUGAUCUUCAUCUGGCCGCAUGAGGAAGCAUUUUAGCUGCAGCUUAAAGAGAGUUUGGAAUCACAGAUGCUGGUGUAGUCUAUCGCUGAUUGGUGGUGGGAUUUUCCCACUAGAAUACCUCAGUGGUUAUUGGGAAAAUGAAGGGCGGUUGUUUCCCCAACGUACGUCUAUGCAAGGCUGGAUCUUUGUUGAAGCCAACUGGACUUGGAAGUAUAAGUAUAGAAGCAGCAGCUCACAAAAUCUGUCAGCCUAUGAUCAAUGUCGUUAGUUUAUAGAAAUGUAAAAUGGAACAAAUGAAAUUAGCACCCUUUAUAUGCACACAAAAUAUAAUCACAAGUUCUCUUGUGGAAGAUUCAUGGAAGUGGCAGAUUUGAGAAAAUGCAAAGACUUAAUUGUAUCAACCAAGAAAAAUUUGAUGAGAUUUAGCUGAGAUUACAUGUUUUCCCUAGUGUCUUGGCCUAUUAAGGAAUAACAUUUCGAAAUUUGUUUGUUA